AGCCUGACUAUAAACCAACUUUGAAGAUGGCAGCCGCCAAAUACCAGUCUUCUAAAGAAACCACAAACUUCGCCCGGAUUUGCAGGCUGGUCAUUGAUGUCAUCCCUGACUUAUUGCGAGAUUUGCUCAUCACCCGACUGCCACCAUCAGGACUCGCUCAUGUACUUACCAACCUGAAAGGUCAGGUCAUCUCGAUGAAUAAACAACAAAAGAAGAUUCUGUAUCCUCAGGGUGGGCUGUUUCAAGGUUCUGUUAAGGAUUUGGACACAUCACUUCUUUACAUCCUACUUAGAAACCUUGGAAAUAUUUCACCUCAUCAGAAUGGUUGGGGGAAUGUACCGGAUAUAGCAGACAGAUCUCUGUCAGCAAACAUCGACCGUCUACGUGAGCAGCGCAAUGAGGCAUAUGCACAUGCACCCAAUGCCUCCCUUUCUGAUGGAGAUUUUCAGACUAGGUGGGGCAUCAUCCGCCAAAGUGUGGAGGAAAUACAAAAUAGUGAACUGAAGACAGGGUUGUUUGUGAAGGCAGUGGAUGAUAUACUUACCAUGAGGAUGGACCCCAGUACAGAAAAUUUUAUAACACUUAUAGCACAGAUCGAAGGGGAGAUCAGUGACAUCAAAGAUAUUACAGCAGAUGUGGAUAACCUCAAAGGGAACAUGGCUGGUAUGUCUGUCAAACAGGACGCCAUGCAAACAGAUAUAGCUGGUAUGUCUGUCAAACAGGACGCCAUACAAACAGAUAUGGCUGACCUUCAGGGGAACAUGGCUGGUAUGUCCGUCAAACAGGACGCCAUACAAACAGAUAUGGCUGGGAUGUCUGUCAAACAGGACGCCAUACAAACAGAUAUGGCUGACCUUCAGGGGAACAUGGCUGGUAUGUCGGUCAAACAGGACGCCAUGCAAACAGAUAUGACUGACCUUCAGGGUCACAUCGGAGAGGAAUUUGGUGCUGUCAGGGAUGAAUUUGGUGCCGUAGUUGGUGCUGUCAGGGACGAAUUUGGUGCUGUGAAAGAACAACUUAACAUAUCAGCAAACAGGGGCAGGGAUACCAAGUUGUCAGCUUUGAUAGAAACAACCACUGCCAGGAUAAUGAACGAAAAAGAAUACGAGUACACUCCUACCAAAAGUUUCUUCGAUGCUCGCAAGAAGUUGAUGAAGAACAGAGUUGUUGUAAUUAAAGGGAACAGUGGAGAUGGGAAGACAUCCAUUGCCCUUGAACUUCUCCGUCGGGUGUGCUAUAAUGAGGAGGGACAACAACGUCGACAGCCACUAGAACUGCAUGAUAUCAAAGACUUGGAUUAUGUGACCCCAAAGUCACAAUUAGUUAUUUAUUUAGAUGAUAUUUUUGGGAAGAAUGUUGUGUGUAAACAAGAUGUGGAAGAAUGGGAGAAAAGAGUAGAAUCUGUCGUAGAAUCAAAACUUUGUGGAAAUGAGCAUGCCGAGGGCAAUUUUCUCAUGAUUACAAUUCGCAGUGGAAUUUUUAAUUCUUUAGAUAAAUCUUGCUUGGAAAAAGUUUUUACUGAACAAAACAUUGUUGACCUUAACAUAGAUGCAAAAGAAAAACUGGAAUUGUUAAGUUUGUACAAACCAAAAGAUAAUUUUGUUUCAUGGAAAGAAAGUGAAGAGAAGGAAAUUGUCAAGUGUGCUCCUGACUUUGGGUUUCCACAAUGCUGUAGGUUGUUCAGAGAUUCACCUGCUUUGCAAACAGAGAGGGUCAAUUUUUUUAAAAGACCUUUUCAUUCUCUGAAAUCUUCAUUAUCUAAAUUGAAAGACGGAAAAUGUUAUGGUCUGAUGUAUUUGUUCCUUAAUGGAGGGAAAGUCAUGGAAGAUGAUUUAGACUCUCACAAUAAAAAUAUUGAUCAGAAUGUAUUAAAAGCAGCAUUUAAAGAUGAUGUAGUGGAAGUUAACCCAACAACUGAGCUUGUUUACAAUAAGGGGAGGAAAAUAGAAUUUGUGAAGAAGUCGUUAGAUAGUCUGUUGGGUUGGCUGGUGAAAAAAGAGCCUAACGACGAACAAAGAGUUUGUUACCAAUUCAAUCAUGACUCCAUUGAGGAAACUCUGGCACUUUUGUAUGGAGAAAAAACUCCCAUUGGCUACAUACAGAAUUGUCCCUGCAGGUUUCUCAGUUAUGUAACUACCUCAAAAACCACUCCAAACAAAGUAGUUAUAUCAUCUGAUAAUCAGUACGAUGCCAUGUAUGAACGUUUACUUGGAGAGUUUGAAUCUGUCUAUUCUACUAUAACUUCAUUUGAUGUUUGGACAGAUAUUCAGUUUCUGCAGGGAUUUAUCAGAUGGCUAAGUGGUCAGAAUGUUGACAAAAACUUCAAUGAAAUAAAGCUUGCCUUGUUAAAUGGAGCAUGUUUUUCUGGUUCGGAAGAAUGUGUUUUAUUCCUCCUGUCGGAGGAUGUGAAACCUGAGAUAGAGACACUGUUUUAUGUGGUAGAGGGAGGGAGAGUGAAUAUAUUAUACAAAGUGGAGGGAAUUAUACUUCAGUCCUUGUAUAAAGAUAAGUGUGAGACAGUAGAAGGUCGUGUGGUGCAUAGAAAUUGUGUGUUUGCUCAGGACAUGUGUCAGUUAAUGAAUGAGAGGGGGAAUACAUUGUUACAUUAUA
Molecule: messenger RNA, 2610 nt
Organism: Mizuhopecten yessoensis (Yesso scallop)
Lineage: Eukaryota; Metazoa; Mollusca; Bivalvia; Pectinida; Pectinidae
Exons: 8
Source: RefSeq, a predicted model, not a curated record